This is a messenger RNA of Catharus ustulatus (Swainson's thrush), 7068 nucleotides long. RefSeq names its product interaction protein for cytohesin exchange factors 1 (gene IPCEF1). The record is from RefSeq and is a predicted model, not a curated record. NCBI's taxonomy places the organism in Eukaryota, Metazoa, Chordata, Aves, Passeriformes, Turdidae. The transcript has 9 exons. The coding region runs from base 78 to 1346 and encodes 422 amino acids.
GAGGAUUUUGUACUGCUACUCAUCUGGUGAAAAGCUGCUUUUUAACUCCACUGAUUCUUACACCAAUUCUGCGAAAAAUGACAACGGGCUGUUCCUUUGGACUAAAUCCUUGUGGGUUCUUUAUAAUGAGCCGACGGAGGAUAUCCUGCAAAGAGCUGGGGCAAGCCGAUUGCCAAGGAUGGCUCUACAAAAAGAAGGAAAAAGGAGCUUUCAUUGGCAACAAAUGGAAAAAGUUCUGGUGUGUGCUAAAGGAGUCAUCUCUGUAUUGGUACAGCAGUCAGCUGGCUGAAAAAGCAGAAGGAUUUAUAAGACUUCCAGACUUCAGUGUGGAUCGAGCAAUUGAAUGCAAAAAAAAGCAUGCUAUUAAGAUCAGCCACCCACAGAUCAAGACAUUUUAUUUUGCAGCAGAAAAUGUUCUGGAAAUGAACACGUGGCUAAGUAAGCUGGGAAUGGCUGUAGACCCUCAGGCACCAAACAGGAGGAAUGAGGAAGAAUGCUACAGUGAAAGCGAGCACGAGGAUCCAGAAAUAACAGACACGCCACCUCCACCCUACAGAGCCCAGACACCACCUCCUCCUUCGCAGGAUCAGCAGAAGUCAUCAUUCACCUCAACUCUGUCAAGUGAAGCAUCUUGUUCUCUCUCCUCUCCUGAAAGCACUUUCAACUCCCAGGAAUCAUCGUCUUCCUUGGCAUCCAAAGUGGUUUAUUCUGAGAGGCAGUCCUGGCUUGACCUGGUUAGCAGCUCUGCCACAGAGGAGGGUGAUCAGCCUUUAACGUUCUGCGUACAGAUCCAUUCUGAUGAGCCCCCAGAAGUGGUCUGUGGAGAUGCAUCAGAAGGCCAGGAAGUCAGACUCUCUGAACCCAAUGGUGGAUCCCAAACCUCUUACCUAAGUGCGGAUACACAUUUUCUAGCUGUGCCAGAUGCAGCAGGACAGCGAUCACUAGCCAAAGACCAGGAAAAAUGUGAUGAUGAUGAUGAGAUGGAGCGACUUUACAAGUCAUUGGAGCAAGCAAGCCUGUCUCCCAUUGGUGAUCGUCGGCUGUCAACUAAGAAGGAGCUUAGGAAGUCAUUUAUCAAGCGCAGCAAAAACCCCUCCAUUAAUGAGAAACUCCACAAAAUUCGAAUGCUGAACAGUACAUUAAAGUGUAAGGAACAUGACCUGGCCACAAUUAACCAGUUGCUAGAGGACCCAAAGUUGACAGCAGUGAAGUACAGAGAGUGGAGGAGCACAAACAUCAUGCUGGUCCAAGAUAUUUAUCAACAGCAGGAGGCCCGGGAUGUGUCCACAGGGAAUAGUGAGGAGCAAGAGAUGACUCCACAGCCAAUCACUGAAAGUGCAAUUUGAUCAAUGGCACAUGGCAAGAUUUUUCUUCACGGGUCUUCAUGUGUGAGCAAUUUAAGCUGCUGUAUCUUGGGGUUUGUUUUUCACAAGUGUGUUUCAAAAGGAAAACAACCCAUUCUCCAAAGUUUUGAAUGGUCUUGCACAACUCGUUUAUUCUCAAAAGGGCAACUUCCCCGAGCUUGCCCAAGUUCCCCAAAAAAGCAUGCCUAAACACGGCCUGCAUAUGUAAGAAGACUAUUUAAAAAAGCAGCAAAGAAACGUUUUUCAGUUUCUGAAGAAAAUUAGAAGUGUCCAUAUCCUGGAGGACACAGAACUAUGUAAUAUAUACUGUAUAAAUAUGAAAUCCUUGGAAUUGCUUUAACCAUACAACUUACCUUGAAAUGAAGCUAAACUGAUACCAACAGGAUGUAGCCUACUGUACCUUUUUGCCCUCUAAGGUAACCCAACGUAUACAUUUUUGUCUCUGCACCCAUUUACUUUCACCACUCUACCAGUUUAAGCCGCAACAAAUGGAAGAGUAAUUAUGCAUGAGUUCAUACUGUAGACAGCUGCCAGGCAUCCAGUUUGGGCUCUGCCUGAUGUUUUAUGAGUUUCAAAUUUAUUUAUGGUCCAGACCAAGAAGGUACUGUCUUUCUACAUGAAGAAGAGGUCUCAGUUUUUGCUAACAUGUAAUUUACUCUUCAGUGAGACAAGUUUCAACUUUUCUUAUGGAUUUGGAAGAAUUCCUUGGAAGAUUAUGUUCUUCUUUCUUAUUUUUGACAAUUGGGAGUGUAUAAGGUACAAGUUCAUCCCAGAGUCCAACUUGAGGAAGGUGAUCAUAUUGACAAACCAGAAGCUAAAUAACUAAACUCCUAAUGUGGACCUGGAAGUUUAAAACAAAGCUGCAAGUAUUUUUGUAAAUAUACGUAAUUUUAUGGCUUAUAUGAAUGUGACUAUGUACUGUAUAGAUGUUUUAUUUAUAUAUUUAUAUAUGCUGAAUUUCCUAAUAUAAAUAUGCCCAUGUGGACCAAGCCUAGCUGCAAGCACUUAGAGAUUGACUUGAAAUGCCUCUUUAUUUUGUGUUCCCCCAUUGUAGAGCACAGUAGUGGCUCUAGAGCUGAGACUACCCUGAGAUAUCUGCUGUGACUUUUUCUUGUGCUUUUCUAGCUUUGAGUUUUAGAUGAAGAAAAUCUGUAUGACUUAGGACCUUAAAAAAGUUUUCUAGAAAGUUUCAAAAUUUCCAUUUGGGGAAAAAAAUAAGAGGUUUUGCUGCAGGAUUAGGAUUUUUUGGCUUCAUUGUCCUCAGUACAAGGUUUUGGGCUUUUGUCUUCCCCUCUUCUGCAGUGUAAAGAAUUUUGCAAAGUGCUGAAUUUUGAAAAGCAAAAAUUAGUCCACCAUUUCCAAAUUAAUGCCAGUACAGGAUCUGUGACAAUCUGCACUUCUGUUGCUAUUUCAUAAAGAUAUUCUUUGCCAUUAGUUUUCAAUACGGUUUAUAUUUUAAAGAAAAAUACUCUAUAGAGAUGCAGCCAUAUUCAUCUGUCUUUAUACAUUUUAUGUUUUAUCAUAGCUUGAUUGAGAAAACAAAAGAUAAGGAUAUUAGCGGGAAACAUAUGAAAUCUUUUCCACCUCUGUAGUGAUUGGUUUGUCCAUUGAUGUUACAUUUUUAAUACUCAGAAGCUUUUCUUUUUAGAUAGAGGCAAGGAAAUAGAUGAAAAUGACUAAAUGGGGAAGCAGACACAAAACCAUGGAUGGUUAAAAAGCUAUUCUUUUCAGGAAAUCAUCAUAUGAGUGGUGAUUUAAUCACUUCACUAAUUCUAACUAAAAGUUAAGCAAGCUUAAUGCCUGGUGCAAUUUGGUUUGGAGUAAUCAACUCCAAACUUUGCAUCUUAAAAAUUGAACCCAUUUUUAGCUUACUUUUUUUGUUAUGCUUUUUUUUUUGUUGGUUUUUUUUUUUUAAAUAAUUCUUCCACUAUUUCCGUUGAAAUGCUGUCAAUUCACUGAAAAUUAGGAGUGUAGGGAUUAAUCUGCUUGGUCCUUUUCAUUUUUAACUACCUGGUGCUAAGUAAUUGAGAAAUAUUGAAGGUCAAAUUGCAUGUACAUUUUCUAUCACACAUAUGAGUUUCUCGCAAAACAAAGCACGUAAACACCAUUUUCCUUCAAAAGCAUCUUCACUUAGAUGUUGAAAAGAAGCACAUGCUUAAGCGGCCUGUGGAGGUGGGCCAGGCAAGUCAGUGCCUUGCAGUUCUGAGCAAAGUCCGAGUCAAUUCCAUUAUCUGAGGUAGAUUUGCAGUAUACAGAAAAAAGCCCAUGUGGUCUGUACAUGCUGUGUUGUCUCUUUUCACACUGCACUGGUAUAAGCAUAUACAAAACAGCUUCCUCAAAUCUAGAGACAAAGAGAUGCCCUUGGACUCUACUCAACUCUGCCUUCAAACUCUACUAUUGGUUCUGACAGUUUACAGAGCCCAAAAUUGCUUUUAAAUUACUGUCUUUCAGAUGGUCAGUAGAUACUUAUUGUUGAACUAUUGAGGUUUUGAAGACCUGCUGAGAGUGGGCUCUAUCACCAGUUGGAAAAGAACAGAAAAUUCUUGAAUGGGGUUACUGUCGUCCCAGCUAUAAAUUUAACGAUUAUUUUUUGUUCAGGAAAACAAAUGUGUGGGAUUUAUGCAAGUAAUGUGCAGGAAGUCUAACUCCACUCUCUUCAGCUACUAUUUAGACUCAAAAUAAUGGAAAGCGUGGAAAAUGCAAAGUGAAAAUUGCAGUGAAACAGGAUUAAUUUUCUGGCAUUGCUAAUUACAGUGACAGUUUUUGCCUGGGUUUAUCAGCAGCGUGAAAGCCAUAAUCAGAGACAGAAUUACGCACAAGCUGGCAGCUACAGCAGGGAGCCACCUCUACAGGAGAAAUUUGGACAAGUCUGUGCUCUGCUCAGUGAUGCUUGGAGUAACUGCUAUUUCUUGGUCUGGAUUUGGAAGACCUGCACUAUUGACUCGUAGCAUAGGGAGCUGUGCAUCCCUAGUGUGUGAAUGUCAAGAAGUCUUUAACCAUCUGCCUCAAGGGACAUGUUUUAUAUACUUUUUUUGGGUGAAAGUAUGUGUGUGUGGAUAUGUGCACAUGCACAAUUUUUCCUCUGUAAAGCAGUUGGUGCAGCAAGUCAAGCAAUGGAGAUUUUGGAAUUCCUGGUAACAAUAUCUAAUUCCAACUGUUUCUGCAACUUUUCUGGAUAUCAAAUCUCUCUGUUCUGGUGGUGUACAUCUCAUGAGAUACCAGAAUGAGGUGGGGUCACAUUUCCUUUCCUAUGAUGGAAGAGAUUUCAUGUGGGGAUUGUGAAUAAUUUUUACAUGUAUCUCUGAUGAUUCAAUCAAUACUAGGGUUUCACCUUGUCAUGGUUUUGAGUGCAGCUGGAGAUGAAACGCCAUGCAGUUGCUUGCUCAGCCCCCCUCUCUUUUCUUUCCCCAUCCCUGUGUAAUGGGGAGCAGAAUUGAAGUAAAACUUAUAUGCUGUGACAAGAAUGGUUUUAUAAUUUAAAAUAAAAUAAAAUACAGCAACAAUAAUGGUAAAUCAUAGCAAUGAUAAUAAAAAGGAAAGAAACCCAAACAAGUGAUGAGCCCACUGACCUGCCAGACCCCUCUUCCCAAACCCUUGUCAACCCCCACUUCCAGGUAGCUCUCUCUGGUUUGUGUACCUGGCAUGAUGUUCUGUGGUGUGGAAUAUCCCUUUGGUCAGUUUGAGUCACCUGUCCCAGCUAUGCUCCCUGCAGUGUGGGUUUUUGUGUAUUUCCUCACAUGAGAAUGAGACAAGGAAAAAUGUCCUUGACUUAGUAAAAGCACAUCUUAUCAAAAACCCAAAACUUCAGUGUGUUAUCAAUACCAUUCUCAUUCUGAAUCCAAAACACAGCACUGUAACAGCUACUGAAGAAGAAAUUAACUCCACCCUAGCUGAUACCAGGAAUAAACAGGAAUAAAUAAUGUGCUACUUCUCUUUUUUUUAAAUAGUUUGAGUUUUGGAGGAAUCCAUCCUAUUGAGAGAAAAGGCUGGUUUGAGAAGUCAAGGAGGAAGGGAAAGAAAAAACUUGGUGUUUGAUUUAAAAUGCUGUGGAAUUUCAGAAUUUAAAAUGAUUUCUAACUUAGAAAAAUUAUGUGUGUAUUAUGUCUAUUUGUGUGAGCCUGUAAGCUUACAUGUCUGUUACAGAUUUGAUACCAAAACCUGUGUUUUUAAACUUUUCAUGUAGCAAAGGAGCCCAUGUAAGCUUACUUUUAUGAGGGGAACUCCAUGUACCGUGAUUGGAUUUUGGACUUUUUUUUCACUUUUUUGCCUCUUUAGUCAUACAAAAGCAACAAAUUGUAACCAAGUGAGGGCCUGAGUUCAUUUAUAUGAGACAUGUCUUUCUGCUAACAGGAAGCCAAAGUGGUUUUCUUACAGUAGUAGAGCCAAAGUGGAAUUUCCUGUUUUGUGUGGGGCAUUUCAAAGCAGCAGACAUUUUAAGAUGUCAGUGAGCAUUUCCUCGAUGUUUGAAGAUUUAUCCCAUUUUGGCUUGCUUCAAGCUGCAACAUUAUUGCAUUUUUUAAAAACUGCCUUCAUUCUGAACUGAAACAAAAUUUGAGGUGGGAAAAGGAAAAUAGAACUGAACAAUCUUGAAGCUAAGAUCAUGCUGAAAUUCACAUCUCUGCAUAGGGUAGUAGGAGCUGAGCUUGCCAAAAGCUAAGCAUUUCAGCACUGAAAAAUGAUUGUAAGGUGUUGAAAAGAGUACUACAUUCCUUGAAAUUUGCUAUGGGAGAAGUUCCAAGACCUGUCUGCUCUGGAAAAUUUAAUAUUUUCCUAAUUUAUUUCCUCUGGAUAAAAAUCCAAAGGGAGUAGUUUAUAAGAUGGCAGCAAGUUAAAGAUGAAAUGUGCAUGUAAUUCAUUGAUAGCUCAACAGCCUUGAUGUAUGAUCUGGAAAUGGUUGACUUUAGAUUACUCAGCCUGUAACACAGAAAAUCCAUUUCAUUGGGAAAGUGUUGUAGCUACCAGUGUCUGAAGCUGAUUCACUCCAUCUGGUCCACGAGGUCCAUUUUGAAGAUGUAGGUGAAUGACCAUUCUAUAGGGCAAAUAGUUUGUGUCAUCAUACCAUAGCUUAGGAACCACUCUCUUUGUCCUAGAUGCCUUAGGACCUGCCCAAAUUAUUCUGACUCUUGAAGUUGCUUGGGACAGUUUUAUCUUCUACCAAGUAAAAAUAAAAAAGAGGAUAUGAAAACACAUCUCCCACUCGCACAUGAAUAAAAACUAGCUCUAGUCUAGCAGAGAUUAAUGUAAGUCACAUUAUUUAUGAGUGUUUAGCAAAAUAACUCACCUGGUGAAAAUCCAAUUGUGCAUGCAAAUAGCAGUACUCUUGUACUUUCAGCUUUCAGUGCUGAGGUCUGGCCCAAAGGAAGAAUGGGUGUGUCUGUCCCACUGUGUUCUGUGUAGAGAGGAAAGGUCAUGCACACAGGAAUAUUUCCCCUGGACUAUCUAUAUUUCCAAGGACUUCUGUUAAGCAGUGGCAGAGCCUGCAGCACCAUGAAAGUACAUGGAAUCCAAAUUCGGUAUUUUAUUUGCUGAGUAUUUUUUUUUCCUUCAUUGGUUUAAAACUCGCAGCACAAUGUUGGCGUUCAGCGCUGCCUUUUUACUGCUUGUUGCCUACACGUGUGAAUUGAUUUUCAUGGAAUGAUACACACAUCUUGCAGAAUGAGGGCCUUAUGUUUGCACUUGUCAAUUAAACACUGAAAUGAGAGAA